Molecule: messenger RNA, 13273 nt
Organism: Labeo rohita (rohu)
Lineage: Eukaryota; Metazoa; Chordata; Actinopteri; Cypriniformes; Cyprinidae
Gene: adgrl1a
Product: adhesion G protein-coupled receptor L1a
Exons: 25
Coding region: 1072-5625 (1517 amino acids)
Biological process (GO): heterophilic cell-cell adhesion; adenylate cyclase-activating G protein-coupled receptor signaling pathway; cell surface receptor signaling pathway
Cellular component (GO): presynaptic membrane; postsynaptic density; axon
Molecular function (GO): carbohydrate binding; latrotoxin receptor activity; G protein-coupled receptor activity
Source: RefSeq, a predicted model, not a curated record
UACACUCCUAAACAGUGAAAGCUCAACUGAGAGGCGUCCCACACCGAAAGCCAUCUGAAUAAUCACACAAUAUCACCCCACCACAGCAUGCUGGACGGCAGACUUCAAGACAUUUGUCGGAACAGUCAGGAGACCUUCAUGUUCACAGCAGCUACAGUAUUAGCUUAAAUAUAGCAGCCUUUAAAAAUAAGCUGCAUGUGAGCAAGUCCUUAAUUAUUUACCAGAUCUGAGGUUGAAUCAGUCAAUGAAUCAGUCAUUGAGACUGAUCAAUAAUACAUUGUCAUUUUGCGCACGGUCACGCAGGGUGCAAAUUAAUAAACCUGGAUAUGGUUUAUUAAUUUAGAUGGGGUUCAGAUAAGAAGUCAGUCGGUGUGCUGUGAGAGAGAGAUACAUCGACGUUACGCUUCUUCAGACGGAGGGAGUCAGAGCGACUGCUGGUUUCGAGGCGGGAGGACACAUGGGUCGACACCACAACCUUUCAUUUUUGCUCUAAUGUGUGUGUUAAAUACGACAAGGAAUCCGAUACGAACACUUACGGGCUUUCCAGCGUCCUCUCCUGACAUUUCUGCGCGUCUGUGCUCUUCUUGGAUUUGGGGAGACGUUUCGCGUUAUGCUCAGUGCUGAAAACGGGACUGCGGACGAUAUUUUUAUUCGCGCAUUCGCGUCUCAUGUGGACUUAUUAUCAGUGAGUCGCGUGUCAAACAUCGCCGAGACAAUGCGAGUUGUUGUUUUGUUAUGAUUUGGACACGAGUGCGGUCAUUUGAGUAUUAACUUAACAUGUCGGAUUGUUUUUCGCCGUUUUGUGCGUGUUUAUCACGAAUUUUCUCCCUCCGUUAAUUCUCUGGACUGCUCCAUUCGGGCUAUUCGUUUUUAAUCUGCAUGCAUCCGCACGAAGAAGGAGAAACCGACAGAUAAACGACAGAAGGACUGAAGAAUGAAUGAGAUUCACUGAAGAACAGGAGGAAACGCAGUAAGGUUCUCCAUCAGUGAGAGGGCGUGAGGGAAGGAGUGCCCCGCAUUCAAGCGCCCGCUGACCGCACUCCCCCCACCACCCUUUGCUCCGUCCACAGCAUGGCUCUCGCUCUCUGGAUCCUCUUUACCUGCACCAUCGCCCUGAGCAACGUCAGCCCCUCUGCCCAGGCGUUAAGUCGCUCUGCAAUGCCAUUUGGUCUGAUGCGGAGGGAGUUGGCAUGCGAGGGUUACCCCAUCGAGCUCCGCUGCCCGGGAAGUGAUGUCAUCAUGAUCGAGACGGCCAACUACGGUCGCACGGAUGACAAGAUUUGUGACGCCGACCCCUUUCAGAUGGAGAAUGUACAGUGCUACCUGCCAGACGCCUUCAAGAUCAUGUCACAAAGGUGUAAUAAUCGUACCCAGUGUGUGGUGGUGGCUGGGUCUGAUGUCUUUCCUGACCCGUGUCCAGGAACCUACAAGUACCUGGAGAUCCAGUAUGAAUGUGUGCCAUACAUCUUUGUAUGUCCUGGGACUCUAUUAAGGGUGCAGGCAGCAAGUUUGCUGCAGGAGGCGGAGCAUCAGUCGGGGGCAUGGUGUAAGGAUCCCCUUCAGUCUGGUGACCGUCUUUACGUCAUGCCCUGGACUCCGUACCGCACAGACAUGCUGUACGAGUAUGCUUCAUGGGAAGACUUCAAGCAGAAUCGAGCCACGACCACUUACAAGCUGCCAAAUCGUGUGGAUGGAACAGGUUUUGUCGUGUAUGAUGGUGCUGUUUUUUACAACAAGGAACGCACACGCAACAUUGUGAAAUACGACUUGCGCACACGUAUCAAGAGUGGAGAAGCCAUAGUCAAUAAUGCCAACUAUCAUGACACCUCACCGUACCGCUGGGGGGGCAAGUCUGAUAUUGACCUUGCGGUGGAUGAAAACGGUUUAUGGGUCAUCUACGCUACCGAGGCCAACAAUGGACGACUGGUGGUCAGCCAGGUUAACCCCUACACCCUGCGCUUCGAGGGAACCUGGGAGACUAGCUUUGAUAAGCGACUGGCGUCCAAUGCUUUCAUGGCGUGUGGUGUUCUAUAUGCCGUCCGCUCUGUUUAUCAGGAUGACGACAGCGAAGCGGGUGGAGAUCUGGUGCUGUAUGCAUACAACACCAACCGGGCACGGGAGGAGCCCGUCCACAUCCCUUUCCCUAACCCCUACCAGUAUGUGUCCUCUGUGGACUACAACCCACGAGACAAUCAACUUUAUGUCUGGAAUAACUACAAUGUGCUGCGCUACCCCCUAGAGUUUGGCCCACCGGAUCCCACUGUUGGUCCACUCGUCACCACCCAGAUGAGCAGCAGCACCACCACCGCAGCAAGACCUGUCACUUCCAGCUCCAUCCCCUCAACCAUGCGACCUCUGCCCCCAACCGCACACCCGAUAGGGGCAAUCAACAAGGCACCGGACCUGCGACCUAUCACCGCCACCGUGCCUGUGACUCGCAGACCCCUGCGUGUUCCACCACAGGGCCCUGAGCUCCAGGUGUGCGAAGCCAGAGUUGCCCGAGGGGUGCAGUGGCCUGCCACCCAGAGGGGGGAGACUGUAGACAGGCCGUGCCCUAAAGGAUCACUGGGAAUCGCGUCCUUUCAGUGUCUGUCCUCUCCUGUGCUGUGGAAUCCUCGUGGCCCUGAUCUAAGUAACUGCACCUCGCCAUGGGUCAACCAGGUGGCCCAGAAGAUAAAAAGCGGAGAGAACGCUGCAAACAUCGCCGCUGAGCUGGUGAACCACACGCAGGGCCGCAUUCACGCCGGUGAUGUCAGUUCCUCUGUCAGACUCAUCGAGCAGCUAUUGGAUAUAUUAGACGCACAGCUGCAAGCACUCAGACCCGGGAAUAAGGAAUCAGCAGCCAGGAACUACAAUAAGUGGCAGAAGAGAGAGAGGACCUGCCGGGCUUAUGUUCAGGCGGUUGUGCAGACUGUAGAUAAUCUUUUGCGUGCUGAGGCUUUGGAGUCAUGGCAGGACAUGAACAGUACAGAGCAGGCGCACACCGCCACCAUGCUGCUGGACGUCAUGGAGAAAGGAGCCUUCCUGUUGGCCAAUAACAUGUACAAUAAUCACUUCUCAGACCACGCUGCCAAUGUUGAUCUAGAGGUACGCGUGUUGAACACAGAGACAGAGUCUCAGGAUCUGUCGUUCCCUCAGAACGGUCCCAGUGACAGCAGCAUCCAGCUUUCGGCUUCCACCUUCAAACAGUAUAGCCGCAACGGCCAGGUAAAAGUGGUCUUCGUGCUCUAUAAGAAUCUGGGUUCAUUCCUGUCCACUGAAAAUGCCACCGUGAAGAUGGAAAUGGAGGCGGGACCUGGUGGGCGGGGCCUGGCAGUGAAUUCACACGUCAUCGCAGCGUCGAUCAAUAAAGAGUCCAGUCGAGUGUUUCUGACCGAGCCUGUGGUGUUCACACUUAGACAUUUGCAGCUGGAGAAUCAUUUCAGCCCAAACUGUUCGUUCUGGAACUACUCUGAGCGCUCGAUGACGGGCCAGUGGUCAUCGCAGGGCUGCAGGCUGAUGGAAACCAACAGCACGCACACAACUUGUUCUUGUAGCCAUCUAACCAACUUUGCCGUGCUCAUGGUGCACCACGAACCCGAUUAUCCAGGCAGGAUGCACGAGUUGAUCCUCUUUGUGAUCACAUGGGUGGGUAUUGUCAUUUCGCUGGUGUGUCUCGCCAUCUGCAUCUCUACCUUCUGCUUCCUGCGAGGCCUUCAGACCGACCGCAACACCAUCCACAAGAACCUCUGCAUCAACCUCUUCAUCGCCGAGCUCCUCUUCCUCAUCGGCAUCGACAAGACGCAGUACCACAUUGCCUGCCCCAUUUUUGCGGGCCUGCUGCAUUUCUUCUUCCUGGCUGCGUUCUCCUGGAUGUGUCUGGAGGGAAUCCAGCUGUAUCUGAUGCUGGUGGAGGUCUUCGAGAGCGAAUACUCCCGAAAGAAAUACUACUACCUGUGCGGCUACUGCUUUCCCGCCCUGGUGGUGGGCAUCUCGGCAGCCAUUGACUACCGCAGCUACGGGACUAAGAAAGCGUGCUGGUUGAGGGUGGAUAACUACUUCAUCUGGAGUUUUAUCGGCCCUGUGUCCUUCAUUAUCAUGUUAAACCUGGUGUUCCUCAUGAUAACACUUCACAAGAUGGUCCGUAACUCUUCCGCCCUCAAACCCGACUCCAGCCGUCUGGACAACAUCAAGUCCUGGGCUCUAGGGGCUAUCGCUCUGCUCUUCCUUUUGGGUCUGACCUGGGCCUUCGGCCUCCUCUUCAUCAAUGAGAACACCGUAAUCAUGGCGUAUCUUUUCACCACCUUUAAUGCCUUCCAGGGCAUGUUCAUCUUCAUCUUCCACUGUGCUCUGCAGAAAAAGGUGCAUAAGGAGUACAGCAAGUGCCUGCGUCAUUCUUACUGCUGCAGUCGCACCUCCACUACGAGCUCUCAUGGAUCGCUGAAGAAUUCUGCCCUUCGUGCCAACAACCGCUACUACACCGGCAGCCAGGCACGUCACGCAGCGGUACACAGACAGAGCCGAAUUCGUCGGAUGUGGAACGACACAGUGCGAAAGCAGACAGAGUCGUCCUUCAUGGCUGGAGACAUCAACAGUACUCCGACUCUCAACCGUGGUACAAUGGGAAACCAUCUUCUGACCAACCCCGUACUGCAAACCCGUACAGGAACCUCACCUUACAACACACUGCUGGCUGAAACGUUUACCCCGCCCUCGCCUGGGGUCUUCAACUCUACUGGAACUUUCCGUGACCCAAAGAGCACGCUGUCUAAGAACCGAGACCACGGAGGCAUGGAGACGCUACCUCUGAACGGAAACUUCAACAACAGCUAUUCUCUGCAUAGCGUCGGGGGUUCAGGUGCUCCCGGGGGCAGCUGUGACUUCCUGGGAGGCGGAGAUAGCCCCCCUCCCCUGCUCAACCCCCGCGGUUCAGAAACUCUCGGCGGCAUACGGAGAAACCUCUCGGACGCAGCGGCGUUUGAGAAGAUGAUCAUCUCUGAACUUGUGCACAAUAAUCUACGAGGCGGUGGUGGGGCUGGGGGCGGUGACAGAACGUGUGGCAGCCUGGUCAGAGGACACGGGCAUAUGGGAAUGGGGCGGGGCGGAGGCGGGGCAGAACCGGCGAUAGGCAUGGAGGACGACGAAGACUUUCGUUCGAGAGAAGCACGUCAGCGCACACCACAAGAUGUGGAACUGCUGUACAAGGCUCUAGAGGAGCCCCUGCUGCUGCAGCGUGCCCAGUCCGUGCUCUACCAGAGUGACCCCGAUGAGUCCGAAAGCUACACGGCCGACCUGACCGAGAGUUUGGGCCAUAGUGGUCACAGCGGCCAAAGUGCGGCAGGCCAGGGCCACAAUGGAGCCCCCGAUUCGCCCGCGCGGGACUCUCUCUACACCAGCAUCACCAACCUGCGAGAUUCGCCCUACCCUGACAGCAGCCCAGAGCCGCUAGAGGUGGUUCCGCGCUCGGCCCAGCCUCCGGAGGAGCUGUACUACAGCUCGGGUCGGCCCGCCAUAGGCUCCCGCGGAGCCCCCAUGCAGACCUUCUACCAGGCUCCGCCUAGGAGACCGAGCACUGAAGCCCACCCCGCCCCUGAGCCCCCUCACAGCGAGGGAGAUGGACAGAUGCAGUUGGUCACAAGCCUGUGACCACGAGUAAGAGGUGGAGGUGGAAGAGCGCCACAGGGUCUGAUGCAAAGUGCCGACGGCGGUGAUGGACUCCUCUCCUGUCUCUGACGCCCUCCUUAUGUCUGGUUGCCUUUUUGCUCUUUCAUUUGUUUUGAAGUAAGAGGUAAGGAAAGCCUAAACAGGGAGAGCGACAGAGAGGUUUGUCUCCAUGGCAGCAGGCUCUCUGAAAUGCUGUGUAACCACUCUGCUCUCUCAUCAGCAUCAUUUUCUCCUCCCUCCUCACGCACACACAUAGAGAAACAGCGAGUCCAGCUAUCUGCCUUCUCUCAAUGGACGUCUCUGCCUUCAGCUCCCUCUGCUCCAGAAAUAUCAUCAAACUUCACACCAGGCUUCUAUUUCUGUGUUUCAUUUCAAGUCAUAUCUUUAAAAUGUUACUUUUGCGUAACUCCCUUACCUUCGCUUUCCUUUCUCUGUCUUUCUCCAUCAUUAUUUGAUGAGAGCUGUUGCGUAAUGGGGGUAUGCCAUUAUACUGCAAGUGACAAAAAUCUCUCUGAAAGCUCUUCAGUGUUGCCAAAAAUAACUGUUUUUGAGCCAGGACACAAACUGGAAUCUACACGCACACACACACACGCACACACUCACAGAAGUGCUUGUUACUGAACAUCAAGAGUGUGAACAUAUGCUCAUAAAAAAGGAAAACAAGGACUAUUGUUCAGACACAGGUAGCAGGAAGCUGCCUCAGUGGAGUUGCCUUUAUUUCUCUCUCUGAACUGACUCUUCUGUAUAAAACAACCACAGAGACUGGGAACAGGGAGGGGGCGACGUUAGGACGCAACCCGUCGUCAGCGGGGUCGUUUGAAGCCUUUCGGCCAUGGGACCUCUCAUGAAUAAAACUCUGUAGGGUUUCGUCUCUGAUCCACAGAUGGGGGGGUGGAUUACGGACUGAAACUGCUCUCCGAAUCACUGAUGGAUGUUGUAGGUGGACGUGCUGUAUCACCUGUGUUAUUGUGGCUAGAAGAAUUUUUUUGCUACCGCUCCAGCCAUUCUUCGAGUCCGACCUCUGUACAUACGAACCACACAAACGCGAAAGCAAGUCUUACUCUACUCGUCUCCUGUACAUAGAAGAACAAAAGCAACAAAAAAGUAUCAAAUACUAUGAAAAACAGUUCUUGUACUGCAACAGAAAUCGAAAAAUAAAGAUGUUUUGAAGUUUGUGACCUGAACACCACGCCAGUCUCUCCCUCUCUCUUUCUUUCGCUCUCUCCGGCCCUCGUUCGGUCCUGCCCUGGAGCACCCGCGCUGCCAGGAAAUCUAAUUGUCUGCCAAGAGACAGCGAGAGAGAGACAGAGAGACAGAAAGAGAAGGAUUUUACAUACAAACGAGAUAAAUCCUGGCACAAUUUUUAUGUAAUAUAACCCAUUACAUUGUUGGUAAUGUUUGACCUUCAACAUUCCCAGACAGGAAGCGCUCGACAUGAAUGAAAGGGGAAUACAUUGUGCCUCAGGGGCGCACUGGUGCAUUGUGGGUUGAUUGACAGCAGCCAUAAUGUAGUGUUGGUUAUAUUUUAUCUGGAAGAUGUAAUAGAUAUCAGAUGACUAGAUGAAUAGAAUAUAAGAUAUUUAGGUGAACAAAAAAAAAAUUGAGGGGCACAUUCGGAAAUGUUUCAGUCACAAACCCUAGAUUGUAUUUGACUGUUUUUACAUACCAAUAUCAGCUGUUGUUUCUGAACCUGGUGUGACAGUUGAUUUACGAUUUGUAUGUGUAUGUCUGAACGUGAACAUUUGGAUGCCUGAGAACCAGAGUACGUAUGUGAGCGAGUGUGUAUCUCAGAGGCUAUUUUUACUGGGUUAGAUGGACCCGCAUUAGAAGAACAGGAAGCAGAGUAAAUCUAUAUCUAUAUAAGAGCUCAGUAUAAGCUUCCAUCUAAAAGACUUUGUUAAAGGUAUUUUAAAUGUUGUUUUUCUGCCAGUCAGGUACAAUGGAAACAAAAAACAAAACAGAAUUAGGAUUCAUUGAGCGACAGGAACAUCUGACCAAUGAGACACAGCUUCUGUGGUUUAGAAUUCCCAUAUGCAAAUGAGCUGCAUAGCCUAUUGAACAAAAGAGAGGUAUUCAUGAGUGCUCCGCCCCUCUGAAGUCUGCUCAAUCUUCAAGUCUUUCAUGUCUAAUGUUUUAUUUAUUAAUAUUUAUUUGUCUGUUUUGAUUAUUUAUGCACAUAUUCAUUUAUUCAGUGUGGUUUUCAUUCUGUGUACAGAGCAUAUGUGAGGGUGACGAGAGUGUUCUAUAUUUCGAAGAGCAUGCUAGCAUACUACUAUUGCUGCAGUAUAUACUGUGUAUUUAUUGCACAAUAUGCAAAUUUAGUAAAUUUAGCCAGAAUGAGUGGUAAACAACAGAGGCUGAAUUCUUAAUGGCAUAGUAACUCUUAUGCCAGAAAUAUUAAGAGUAGAAUGCUAGUAAAUAGAAUUCGGUCAGACUAUUUUGUCCCACAAUUCAGAGUGGUUUACUUGACUUUUCAUUUCCGAUGUGAUGGAUGAACCAACCUUUUUUUAAUCAGAUUGGACUGCCAAAUAUACACUGUAUACAAUGCAGCAGGUAAUAAGCUAGUAUGCCAUUCCAAACAUAGCCAUAAAAAGAAAGAGAGAGAGCAGGGGUGAAUAUCCAUGUUUAAUGUCACAGGAAGAGGUGAUGUCAAAACUACACAAGUCUGCUGCACCCACUGUCAAAUGUGGAGAACAUUGUGCAUUCUGAAUCAAUGUCCUAUCAUUCAAUCCAAGCACCAUCUGCACUCUCUCUUUCUCUGUCUCUCACUCCUGUAAGUCUUCUAAGGGGACGUGUGUGCAAUCCAUUGCAUGGUAACUUGUACUGAUUGACACAGGGUCAGUAUGUUUGCCGGUGUGCUGGCCAGUAGGUGGUUAGUACAUCCGGCCCUAUAUUUAGCCCGAGGCAUGUAUGAUCAGCUUUUCUUUAAAGCAAUGACCUGAACAUUUUUUUUCUUGCUUUUCUUGCAAAAAUAUUCCAUGUUGAUGAGUAGGACCAGCUUCAACUGGUCAGCAGGUUUGACCGUUUGAAUGUAUUGUCAUACACCAUUGUGAACUGGCUCUUAGAGCUUAGGAUGCCCUCUAAGGAGAUCUGCUCCUGACUCAUGGCCCUCUGCCCACCUGGCACCACACCGCUGCUGUUUUACCCCCUUAUACCCUGCUGCACCGGCCCGUGGGAGAGGCUGUUUACCUCUCUCCCUCCAUCCCUGGAGACGUCCGAUGUGCGUCACGUUUUGUGCAUUGCUCCUUUUUGUGCCCUUGCUCGGUUUUGUUUCCUAUCUACCCUUCCUUUGCAUUCCGUGUUCUUCCCAUUCCCGCUUAGCUCGCCGAAAUGUUUUUACAUGGCUUUCCUAGCUGAGCAUUAAUGUGGGAAGAUUUGUUAUGUUAGUCAAAGGCUUUGUUUACAUGGGACUGAAAGGAUAAUAUAGUACAGUGUUGAAUAUGGUGAUAAUGACAGUGAUUAUGCGCCGUAGUAAACUGCUAGACUAAAGCCUGCUCCUAGGGACUGCUACCACCUCCAAAAUCCCCAUACAACCCCUGAUUAUCAUAAUAAUACUAAGAGCUAUAAUCUAGCGGAGUCAACCCACCAUGCUCCCGCUCUCUGGGUUUCUCCCUUUGUCUUUCCCCCCUCUCGCUCUUUGAGAGCACUUGUGUUCGCUGUUCUUUAGAUAUGAAAGGAGUCACCCUGAUCCGCUCUCCAUAUCAGCCUCGUUUUCAUGUCUUCACAUUCAAAUGGAAAGCCAAAGAGUGCAUGAGUAGACACCGGAUGACUAGGCCCAGACAGAAUCUGCUGCUUUUUUCCUCAUUUUCAUGCGGAAUGAGUUUAAAAUGAUGAAAUGUGUUCAGUUGAGCUCAGAGUGCUACACUUUUAUUGGUAGCUGAAUAAAUUUUCCAAAAUAUGAAAAGAACCCCUGAAAUCGAUUGACGAAUACAGUUUUUCUUUUGCUUUUUUGACACAGGUCGGUCCGGAUGUAACUUUAAUUUUUAUGUAACCAGUAGCCUUUAGUUUGUAUCAGUCAACAACAAUGAUUAGCUGACAGGUAGAAUUAGGACAGGGGUAGGCAAGUUUGGUUCUAGAGAGCCGGUGUCCUGCAGAGUUCACCUCCAACCCUGAAAAAACCUCACUUCUCUGAAGCCUUAGCAAAGCCAAUAGAAGGCAAGCCUGCAACCCUUAGCCAAAAAAGUGUAAUGGUUAAAGCUAACGCUUCCGGUUUGGGAAAGGAGACCAGAGGCCGUUUUCUUUGAAUGGAUGUCAAUGGAGGAGAGGCCUUACUACACUAAAUAAAUAGAUUUUUAGAGGAAACAGCCUAACAUUUAAUGAAUUUAUCACCUAUUGGCUAAUUUUCAACAUGUUUUACACUAAACAAUACUUUUGGAUUUAACUAUUUUUAGAGUUUACACCGAAAAAAUCAUUGACUUUUUGCGACAGGGGAGGUUCAGCUUAUGGCACUUCCCAUUCAUUCCCAAGGUAUCCAUAAACGGUGAUUGAGUGUCGCUCAUUCAGUGUCGUUAAGCAUGUAAUGUAAUCGGUCAUCAAGGCACAUGUGAUCCAAGUUGACCAUUACGCUUUCUCCAAUAGUACAGACUCUCUCAUCUCCAGUAAUAGGACAGUCUCUGCCCUCUGAAGACAUCUCUGAAGACAAUCUCUGAAGACAUUGAUUAGCUUGUUCGGGUUGAAGCUAAACUCUGCAGGACUCUCUAGGACCUAACUUGUCUACCCCUGAAUUAGGAGGAAGAACAUUCCAAUUCCAGUAGAAGUGUCCAAACCUGCACAUGGAGAUCUACCUGCAGAUUUCAGUUCCAUCCCUGCUCCAACACACUUGGCUAAAAUUAUCAAACUCUCCUAAGGAUCCUAGUUAGCUGGUUCAAGUGUAUUGGAUCGGGGUUGGAGCUGAACUUUGCAGGAAAGAUUGACAGUAGGGGUGUCCAAACUUGGUCCUAGAGAGCCACUGUCCUGCAGAGUUCACGUCCAUCCCUGAAAAAAACUCACCUGCCUAUAGCCUUAGUAAUCCUAAAGACAUUGAUUAGCUUGUUCAGGUGUGUUUGGUUAGGGUUGGAGAUAAACUCUGCAGGACAACUUGUCUACUGCUGAAUUAGGACGAAGAAAAUUCCAAUUCUAGCGUAGAAGUUCUGAAACCUGGAAAUCUUCCUAUGAGCAAAUUUCAGUUUCAACACUGCUCUAACACACCUGUCUCUAAUUAUCAAGUUUUCCUGUAGAUCUUUGUUAGCCGGUAUUGUGUAUUGGAUCAGGUUGAAUUCAGCUGAGUUUUACAGAAAGGAGAGCCACUGCAGAGUCCUGCAGAGUUUAGCUCCAACCCUAAUUAAACACACCUUCCUGGAAGUUUCUAGUAUGCCUAGUACGGCCCUGAUUAGCUUUUUCAUGUGUGUUUAAUUGGGUUUCAGCUAAACUCCGCAGGACAGUUGCCCUCCAGGAGUCGGAUUAGACACCUCUAAUCUACAGGAUCAGGUUUAGGCACCCUUGUUCUUUGAUUAGACAAAAAAUGUGUACGUGCCCAUGGGUGAAGGGGCAUUUGAACAUUUAAAAGAUGUACAUCAUCUAAAAGACCAAUGUUUAGGAGUACACGACUAUUUGACGUAGACAAAAAGUCUUAAAAUUGUCAUUUGUAUGUCUUGGGGUCUUUAAUAAUGGAGCUCAAGGGACUGGAGAUGUCUUAAACUUUAAGAUUUGUAUUCCAGUUCUGCAGAAAUCCCGUUUUCCGCAAGCACAGAUUCUGUAUGGGCCUGAGACUGAGAGGAACUAUGAAAGGUCCUCUUUUCAGACACCAGUCUCUUGUCCCUCUCCACAUAGGUGCCAUCGCACUGGCCUGCACUCCUGUGAUCUGACAGUCUGUCACCUUGCUGUCAACCCAAUCCUCAGCUGGGGCUUGGCACCAGAGAGUCAGAGUCAUGACCUCUGAUCAUGAGCCAUCCCCCUCUGUAGCACAGGAGCUUCGCUUUUAGAGCCACAUGUUGACUUGAUGUCCAGAUACUAGGAUAGAUAUAAUAAAAAAAGAGAGAGAGAUAUGACCAAGUCAUUCACUGCUGUCAAAACAACAUGAAGCAUCAGCCCAGGGCAAAGCACCCCACCUGCUCGGCCACACCGCGUCUGACAGGAAAAGAGAGCCCCUGGAGUUAAAUGACAUGUUUUAUUGGGAUCCCUCAGCUGCUGAGCGAUCAACACCUUCCUGUAACAUGGAAGCAUUUUAACACCACCACAGCCACCGAACGAAGGACAAUCCUGAUAGAGCUUGCUUACACCCUUUUCCAUCAAAAUGGUGCUUGUGUUAGAAAGAUGUGUGAGUGUCUUUUACAACUGGCCCACAUUUCUACAGACUUGUACCUAACUGUUACUACGUAACCUGUCUGUAAACAAACAGUGCUUUUACAUCUUUUAAGUUGCAGUCACAUUUACCUUCGAAACAUUUCACAGACAAAAUCCAGUCAUUGAAAUGGGAAUUGGUGCACUUGGGAAUUUUGCAUAAGAACAGAACAUUUUCUCAUGCAGAUUUAGUAUGGAUUUUAGUAUAGAUUUAGAAAUAGGUGGAAAUUUUGUGAAUGUUACCACACAUUUAGGGCCAGUUUUACUGACCGUUUGCAGCAGCGCAAACCGUCUUUUGGCGUUAAAAUAGUACUGUCAAGAAUUAAGAAGCACAGUGGUGCACAGGGAAGAAUUAGCGCUGAAAAGGCGUAGAUGCAGUUAUUUUUGCGCCUGACCUUACUGAAUAUGCAUUUGUAGGUGUUUCUCUCUCAGAUGCAAAAUUUGGAAGAGAGUAUUAAAAUGAAUCUUGGAAUGUGUUUUACUAACAGUUGCACUCGUCAAAUUACUUAAGCAUUUCUUAAAGCAGGUGGUAAUGCUUAUUAUGGAAAUAAUCUGGCUGUGUCUGUCCUUUAAUGUGUGCGUUGUUAGUAAAAUCACAUGCAGAAUUUUACCCUCCCAUUUGCGCUUUUAUGGAAUUGCGCUCUAACGCUAAUUUGCUGGCCCUUAUUCUUGUAAUUUUUUUACUUUCCAUAAAUUCAGCGUCUUAAGACAUUUGCGAAUUAUAGCAAUAAGAUACAAAAGACCAUGCACUACAUGAAGCAGAGUGCCUAGAAUUUUUCUAAUCGUGGUAAAAUUACUGUAAAGCACAGGCUUGAGUGCUUACUGUGGAAAAUUACAGCAACAGCAAUAUGAUUAAAGAUAAUUAGUUCAGAAUAAAUAUUUCUGACGCUAAAUAAUAUAGUUCAACUCAAUGCAAUAAUCUAAGUGCAAGAGUAUCAGCAUAUUACAGCAAAGUUGAAACUAUCGGUUUUAAUAAAAUCAUUUCGAAUUGACAGGGAAAUUACAAUUAUUAUAGGCUUUUAAGCAUGACAAAAUGACAUUUUUGGUUAGAGAUUUAAGGGGCGGUUGUGGAGCCCAGAACCACCUUUUUUCUUCAAAGGAAAUGUGUGGAUUGGGCCAGAUUGGGCACCAGCACCAUGUUGGUGGAAAGGGGGUAACUGUCACAAACAGAGAGGGAACAGGCACAGAGCUGUUAAACUGACAUCUACACACUAAUAAUGUAGUAUUAUUUGGUCUCUUGGAGAGUGUCUGUGCUAGAAACAGCACCUGUACUGUAGUUUUGAGAAUAUGUUAGACUGUGACAUGAGCCCAG